AUGUCCUACAUUGCGAUUCAUGAAAAGAGGAAGAAAUCGGCUCGGAAGCCUGUAACUCGCUCGGUUUCGCAGAGCUUGCCUUUAAUCCAAGAAGAGUCUACUCAGGAAAGAUUUGUUGAUGAUGAAAUAUUGGUGGAUGGUUACGAACAGAAGUCUGAUUUGCCCCAAUCUGCUGAAGAGAUGGGUUUGACGGAAGAUGAAACAAACAAGCACGAUGAGCUUGCGACUGCUAGAAUGGCUGCUCCGUCAAGUUGGGCAGACUCAGUGGAGAUUGCUCAAGUUGGUAUUGAUGAAGUUAAGUGCCAGUCGGCUAAUUGGAGUUCUAUUGUCAUUUGCAUGGUUCUUGGAGCUAAUCCGUCAAUGGCUGUGUUUGAAGGGUUUAUCAAAAGGGUUUGGGGUCAUUUAGGGAUUGCUCAAAUAGCCAGGAUGACAAUGGGAUUGACUAUGGUCAAGUUUAAUGAUGAUGCUACAAGAGACCAUGUGUUGGAAACUGGCAUUCUUCAUUUUGAUAGAAAACCAGUGAUAAUUCGGCCAUGGUCUUCAGAUCUGAGUGCUAUUCGAAUGAUUUGUUCAGUGCCUUUUUGGAUCUGGUUACAAGAUCUAGGCCUUCAAUAUUGGGGAAGCAAAUGCCUCAGUGCACUUGUAAGUACAAUAGUCAAGCCGAUCAAGGUGGACAAGUUUACUCGUGAACGUUCUAGAGUUCAGUUUGCUAGGAUAAUGGUGGAGAUGGAUAUCACAGAUAAUCCGCCUAGGAAAAUUCAAUAUUUGAAUGAGCAUGGUCAGUUAAUAGAACAAGGGGUAGAAUAUGAAUGGUUACCAGAGAAAUGCAAAACUUGUGCGAGUUUUGGCCACUCUAUGGUUGACUGCCGUAAGGAGCAGAAAGUUCAGGGGAUUAAGAAGGACACUCCUUCAAAGAAUCCUCCUGUGGUAGGGAGGGACAAGGGUGAGGAAGCUGCUGAUCUUUCUUCUAGGAAUCCCUCUUUGGAAAAGAGAAGUAUAGAUGAUAAAGUAGUUGCUGGUAUGCCUAGAAUUAUUUCUAAGGAUCCGCCAGCUGAUAAUGGCCAGAUUGUGUGUGAAAAGGAUUGA
This is a messenger RNA of Humulus lupulus (European hop), 1086 nucleotides long. RefSeq lists its product as uncharacterized. The transcript is spliced from 3 exons. Bases 1 to 1086 code for a protein of 361 amino acids. The record is from RefSeq and is a predicted model, not a curated record. Lineage: Eukaryota; Viridiplantae; Streptophyta; Magnoliopsida; Rosales; Cannabaceae.